This is a messenger RNA of Culex pipiens pallens (northern house mosquito), 2062 nucleotides long. RefSeq names its product 40S ribosomal protein S20-like. Gene Ontology annotation, cellular component: cytosolic small ribosomal subunit; ribosome. Gene Ontology annotation, biological process: translation. NCBI's taxonomy places the organism in Eukaryota, Metazoa, Arthropoda, Insecta, Diptera, Culicidae. The record is from RefSeq and is a predicted model, not a curated record. Gene Ontology annotation, molecular function: structural constituent of ribosome.
ACACUCAAGAUAGAAAAUUAUAGCAAGAUAGAAAUUUAUGCUACACGGCAGAGUGACAACUAAACUUGCUAUCGCGACCGAACAACAACAUUCCAAAAGACUCUAUAUUUUUAGGAUUUUUUGAUGAAAAGUUGUUAGCUGCAAAAAAGAACCGUUUUUGCUCGGUCAGCUCAAAGGGGAAACAAAAGCCGUCUGCGCAAAAAGGUCCUUUUCGGAAGCUAAUAACUUUCAGCAAAACAUCCUAAAAGUAUGGAGUCUUCUGGAAAAUUGUUAUUAAUUUAGUAAAGGUUCUACAUCUACAUUGAUAAAGAAUUGACGACUAUUGCACCCUCCACAGGUAAAAAAACUGAAACAGUUGCUUUUCUCCAUACAUUUUGACGAUUUUUCCCAUACACUCAACCCCCGGUGGUUGGUCACUUUUUCGUUUGACACCGAGGGGUGGCUAACUUCCGCCUUGGUCCAGCGUUGAAAUUCCUUUUUCAAAACCAUUCACCGUUCGCUCCUUUUUUUCACCUUACUUGACCUUUUAUUGCUUUAACGCGCCUUAGCUCGCCUUUUCUGUUGCCUUUUCUUGCGUUCGCACUUCAGACUGCUCGAUUUUUUUGACAACGAGAACUGUCAAGAGCAAAUGACAGAUCUCGUUGUCAAAUCAGUCGAGCAGUUUGUUUUGAACUUUUAAUUUUUUUCACGUUCACAUUUGUUGGACAAAGGAACCUGUGCCGCGGAGAAAACGGUAUUACGCGGCUACCGGUGGCCAAGCCGGAGAAGCAUCUGAUAAUACCGGCUUUGUUGUUACGACGACGGCGAGAACUUUCCGAGAACUGCUCGCUGGUUCGGGUGGCAGCAUCUUAGUCUCCCACCAGGGCCACCCUGAAUUUGCCCGCGGCCAUGCAAGUUUCGCUUACGAGUUACAACUAAAACCGUCGUUGAUUUAGCAAGUGACGGUUGUCCAACUGCACUAAAGUCUACACAGCUCAUGCCACAAAACUGCGACCUUCACCAGCAACAACACCAUCAUCUACGGCGGCACCAGCCGAAGCUAACCCAAGGGCCGAACUGAACAUUUUUCCGGCGGAAACACAAAAACGGCCACGUUGCCGCUUAACCGCACGACUAUCAUUUUCGUUUACUGCCAUCAAAGUUCCCGUUCGAUUAUCUCGACCAGGACAUGUGAGAAUCCAUGAAAAUCGUGCAAAAUGGCCGCCACUAGAAAGGACAUCGAAAAGGCCGCGACCCUUCACCGGAACCGCGUCACGCUGAACUUGCGCAAUGUCCGCAGCCUGGAGAAGGUGUGCGCUGACCUGAUCAGCGGCGCCAAGAAGCAGAAGCUACACGUUAAGGGCCCGGUUCGCAUGCCGACCAAGAUCCUGCGUAUUACGACGCCUUGCGGUGAUGGUUCCAAAGAUCGCUUCCAGAUGCGCCUGCACAAGCGUAUCAUCGAUCUGCACUCGCCGUCCGAGAUCGUCAAGCAGAUAACCUCGAUCAACAUCAAGCCCGGUGUAGAGGUCAAGGUCACCAUCGCCGACCCUUAAGCUGGAUAGUUCCACCACAAUCCGGAAUGUGAAGCAGAUUUCCGGUGAUGGCCGGCGGUAGAGAGCGUAAAAGGUCCAACGCGGAUAUUUGAGGCCUUUGCUGCUCCGGCUGGGCGUUUGCAAACACCAACACGCAAAUAAACUUUUUAUAUUAAAAGCUUUCACAAAACAAAACACAAAAUAAAUUCCUUCAGUGAAGCCCAGAAGGUACAAAUCGCUCAAAAGACCGGAUACGUCUUCAGAUUGGAUUACUUCAAUGUCAUUGCUAUUCAACUUCUCCAUGUGAGUCCACCAAGUGCAUAGAAAGAAAAGUGUUGCAUGUCGAUGAUUUUAUAUUGCAUGACUUUAUUUUCUACUUUUACUGAAUAAAAAAAAAGUGCGGGAAAAGUGUAAGAGGUCUUUCCAUACAAUUAUAAGUAUUAUUAGUAUCGUUUUUUUGUAAACCCUAUUAAAUCCUAUUAAAAUCUCGCCGUGUCGAGUUCGUUGAUGUACUUUUUGAAACUGAUGUCAUAUGCGGAUCUGAGUUGAGU